GGAAGGUUACCAAGCAACGUCAGCAUGUCUCGUUAAAAUUCAUGAGCUCAGCCUUUUACCGUAGUAAGAGCGACGGUCGACGCAAGUCCGAAGCUUCUGGGCGGAGAAUCAGAAGAGCGAAACGGCAGAGCGGAGAGUCAUUCAGGGUUAAUAAUAUUUCGCCGUGGGGGGGUGGGAGGGGAAGGACGCACAUACAUACACACACAUACAUACUGCCAACCCGGCGACGAGGUUAGGCCUGCGGUGCCUGCCUGCGACCCAGGAAACAUGGAGCUCGAGAAUAUCGUGGCCAACACUGUUUUGCUGAAGGCGAGAGAAGGAGGUGGUGGAAACAGAAAAGGCAAGAGCAAGAAAUGGAAACAGAUGCUGCAGUUCCCUCAUAUAAGCCUGUGCGAGGAGUUACGCCAAACUAUAGAGAAAGACUACAACAGCCUUUGUGAGAGACAGCCAAUCGGACGCUUGCUAUUCCGACAAUUCUGCGACACCAGGCCGGAGUUGAGACGUUGUGUCAAAUUUUUGGAUGCUGUGGCAGAGUAUGGAGUGGCGCCUGAUGAGAAGAGGAAGGAAUGUGGGCAGGAACUCCUCGACAAGUACCUCAACCCAAAGUCAGAGGACUGCAUUCCUGAGAUAUCAGGGGAGAUGGUGACUAAGUGUGCAGAACGCUUGCAACAGGAAGCAUGUAAAGAGCUCUUCAUGGAGUGCACCAAACUGAUCCAUGACUACCUGAGUGUGGCCCCUUUCGCAGACUACCUCGAUAGUAUGUACUACUGUCGCUUCUUACAGUGGAAAUGGCUUGAAAGACAGCCAGUCACAAAAAACACAUUCCGUCAGUACAGGGUUUUGGGAAAGGGUGGAUUUGGCGAGGUCUGCGCAUGCCAGGUGCGGGCCACAGGGAAGAUGUACGCCUGCAAAAAGCUGGAGAAGAAACGGAUCAAAAAGAGGAAAGGGGAGUCCAUGGCCCUAAACGAAAAGCAGAUUCUGGAGAAAGUUAACAGUCGGUUUGUUGUGAGUCUCGCUUACGCAUAUGAGACAAAAGACGCCCUGUGUUUAGUCCUAACGCUGAUGAACGGAGGGGACCUGAAGUUUCAUAUCUACCACAUGGGAGAGGCAGGUUUUGACGAGAAGCGGGCCGUGUUCUACGCUGCUGAGAUUGGCUGUGGUUUAGAAGAUCUCCAUCGGGAGAGGAUAGUGUACAGGGAUUUGAAGCCAGAAAAUAUACUAUUGGACGAUCAUGGACAUAUACGUAUAUCAGAUCUGGGCUUGGCUGUGCAUGUACCAGAGGGUCAGACAAUCAAAGGCCGGGUGGGCACUGUAGGGUACAUGGCCCCAGAGGUGGUGAAGAAUGAGCGUUAUACAUUCAAUCCGGACUGGUGGGCUCUAGGCUGUCUCCUGUAUGAAAUGAUCGAGGGCCAGUCCCCCUUUCAGCAGCGCAAGAAGAAAAUUAAGCGAGAGGAGGUCGAGCGCCUGGUCAAAGAGGUGGAGGAGGAAUAUUCCAGCAAGUUUUCAGAGGAUGCCAAGUCACUCUGUAAAAUGCUGUUAGCCAAAGACCCUAGUGAGAGGCUUGGCUGUCAGGGGGGUGGAGCCACAGAGGUGAAAGCUCACCCUAUUUUCCGUUCCAUCAACUUCAAACGGCUUGAAGCAGGCAUGCUCGAAGCUCCCUUUAUUCCCGAUCCUCAGGCCAUCUACUGUAAGGAUGUGUUGGACAUUGAGCAGUUUUCUACAGUAAAGGGGGUGGAGCUGGAGCCCAAAGACGACUCCUUCUACAGCAAAGUGUCCACUGGAUGUGUUCCCAUCCCCUGGCAAAAUGAGAUGAUCGAGACAGAGUGCUUUAAAGAGCUCAAUGUGUUAAACUUGGACGGCACUGUGCCCCCAGACCUGGACUGGAGAGGACAACCCUCGCCCCCACCCAAACAGGGCUUGCUGCAGAGACUUUUCGGCAGACAGGACUGCUGUGGAAAUUGCAGCGACAGUGAGGAGGAGCCCACGCGGCUGUGAAGGCGUGGCCUCUGGGGUUCCUCCCCCACACCACUGAGGAUCUCAUUUGUUUACAGUUUUUGCACAUUUGUAUUUUUAAGAUAGCUCUAUAUAAAUAUUGGAAUGUAUAUUUUCACUAUAUACCCAUGCAGUGUAUCUUAUUUAAAGUCAUGAAAAAGGUUCAAAAUUAUUGUCCUUUAUCAAGUGUGAAGUAUGGCAAGGGCAGAUCAUUCAACACUGUUCAAGUCUCAAAGCCUGUUGACCAAACCAGUCCUGUACAUGUGGCCAGUCCGUAUCGCAGCCUCUUUGCGCUUAUAUUUUCUUUUUCUGUUCUUGUUCAAAUUCACAUAUAUGUACAGAAUGCACUCUGAAUAUUUGUUUCAGACGUGGAGAGCAAAGGAAAUUUGCUUUUCCAAAUAUUUUUGUAUUUAUAUUUUGAAUUUUAUUUUCUUAUGGUAAUCUCGACAAUCAAACAACACCAUCUGUGUAAAACAGCGAUAAAUGUGCAGUAAUGAAUAAAAAAAAAAAAAGGCAAAAACAGGAAGUGACUGUAAAACAGAGGAAAAUCAAAUAGUUAGGUUAUUUAGCUAGAGAAACCUAGUAAACCAAAUAGGUGUGACUAAAGUGCAUAUACUGUAUGUACAAUAACAACUGCAGACAGUUGUAUCAUGUUGUAAAUAUGUGACACUCAUCUGUAAAGUCUUGAGUGUGUCUUCCUGCUAAUUUCCCUCUGGAUAAAUGGGGAAAAACAUCCUGGUGAUAAUCUUGUGCAGCCCAUAUGUUGCAUAAUGAGUCAAACCAUGAGGCAUUAUUUUCCAGUUAUGAAAUAUUUUACAACUUCUUUCUUUAAACAUCUCUGACUAGUUAACGUAACAUUGUCAUGACAGCUGAAGACAGAUAGACUUAAAUGCUCAGAUACAUAGCAGGAAGUAGUGGAUGAACAUGCUAUUAGACAAAACAUGUUAUUUCAUUGUUUAUAAAUAGAUAUGUGUAAUUUGAUGGGCUGCAUAUUUCCUGCUUUUUUACAUGUAGGUCAAACAAAAAUUAAUUUGCCAAAAAUAUGUGUUUGUUCCAUUUUGUAAUUUUUUUGUUUUUGUUUCGUUUUUUGUCGUUGUUUUGUUUAUUUUUUUCUGUUCUUUGUUUUGUUUCAUUUAGCUGUUUUUGUUUGGCUGUAUUUUGUUUCAUUUAGCUUUUUUUGCUUUGUUUUUGUUUAGUUUUGCUUUGUUUUGUUUUUCUUUAGUUUUGCUUUGUUUUUUCAUUUUGCUUUAUUUGUUUUCUUUUGCUUUAUUUUGUUUCACUUUGCUUUGUUUUUGUUUUGCUUUUUGUUUAAUUUUUUUCUUUGCUUUUUAAUUUCACUUUAUUUGUUUUUGUUUUGUUUUUGCUUGUUUUUUAAUUUUGCUUUGUUUUUUGUUUGUUUUAUUUUAUUUUGUUUUGUUUUGUUUGUGUAUCCCCUGCAAUCAAGAUAAGCUCUUUAUAUUUUCAUUUGCUUGAAUUAUGAUAGCUUCAUGUAAAUUUGACCUCUUUGCACUUAAGACCAAACAAAUUCGAAUUUUGUCCUCCAUCUUUAUGGAAGGUGACUUUUGAAGUUUUAAGGUACUCUUUUUCAUUAGCAUUUCUUAUUCAAACAUCUACAUGUGUUUGAGUCGGCUAAGCAUCUUGAUGCGCACACUCUCUCUUUUCUCUGCUGUUGUUUUACCUCAGAUAAUACUGUGCCCUAUGGAUGUCCAUUCUUUCCAAAACUCUUGUGAAUUUUUGUACUGAACAUUUGGAUGUCAUUGUAUUUUGGAAGAGACUUUGGGACUUUUACAUUUAAGCCUAGCUGAACGCACAAUGUAAGCGUAAUGUUUCGGAGGAAGUCCAUUGAAGAAUCAUCACCUCAUGACAUGCCGACUCCAAUCGGUCAACACAUUUCUCAUCCAUUGUCAGUUACGAUAAACUCAAAUACAUUCCAAACUCUACCGUACUGUACAGUUGUUAAAUGUUCUUUUUUUUUUCUCUUUUGUUUAUUUAGCAAUAAUGGAUUUUAUACAUAUAACUACAAUAUAAAUGUGUAUAAAAUGACAAAAUUUCAAAUCUAGAGCAAGACGGAACUUAGUUUGACUCAGUGUUUUCCUGAGCCAGGCUUUUAACACUGUGAAGUGAUAAUUUCUGUCACAGUUAUACAAUUUUUGUCUCUUUUGUGGAAUGCACUGAUUUCAAUGUUUUGUUUCUUUUAGUUGCAAACUUGUGUAUGUGUGUAAAGUGUGUAUGUAUGUGUGCCUAAAUGCUGAAUGAGCAUCUGCUCUUAUACCUGCACUGCAUGUGUCCAUGUUCUUUAUCAGAACCACUAGGGGAUGCCAUUAUUUCUUUCUCUAAAUUAGUGAAAUGUUACAUUCUAGGGAAGGUUUUACUGUUUCUUUUUUCUUUCAAGAGAAAAAGGUGGACAACUUCAGGCUAGUUGAUAAUAAUAAUAAUAAAUAAUAUAAGUCAUUCCAAUAAUUUCAAUAUCAUAGAUUAAAAGACUGAGAAUUAGACAAAAUUGCUUUUAAUAGAAGUCAGUUUUGAGGAAACAGCACAGUUCCAGCCACAUUUGUCAGUAUAAUUAGUUCGAGACUUAAAGUUACAAUAAGAUAAGACUCUGCCAUAUUAAUGUUUUAUUUUAGGUUUGAAGAGUAUUAACAAGUUUAGCCACCCAAAUGAAUUUAUUCCUCUAUUUUAUAGGCCUCAAAGUGUAAGGUGCCAUUUUAAGCAUUUUCCAUAAGCAAACUACAGGGCUAAAGCUGGGAAAUCUCUGUUUCAAGCAUCGAAAGUGAUGUCUGUCAAUUUUAGAAUAAAACCGAAACUUGGAAACUAUUCUUAAAAUGUUAAAUGCUUAAACCAGGUAUUAUACAGUCAAAUCUUACUGAUUUAGUCAUUGUGGAUAACAUACUGAUAUGAGUAAAGAAUGAAAUAGGCCAAGUUAAUUGUGGUUUUAUUUGUCAAUGUGCCAUUGAAAGUAAACUUUCUAACAAAAGUUUGACUGAAUUGUUUUCCAAUAUAGGUUUGAUCAUUUAAAAUGGAUGCAUAUCUGUAUUAUUAAUAAUACAAUAAUUAAUACAUUCUUUUGUUUACCUGAUAUGUAAAAGUCCAUAGCCCUUUCAUUUUAAUCCAGAAGAAUGUGUUCUGUUGCAAUGAAAAUUUGUCCUGUACCUGUUUAUUCCUGUUAUUGAAGCCUUAUUUGUAUGUGAUGCAAAGCAAAUGGUUCCUGGAUUGCACAUUGAAUACUAAUUUUUUGCUAAACUCAGGUUACUGUCAUCAAUAUGUAUGUUAUUAUUAAUAUUAUUUGCUUAAUAUAUGUAAACGGCCUUACUAGUGAAAUAAUGUCAAGUAACUGGGUUAUUUUUGUCCAUUUUAAAGUUGCAUAAAAUAAAUGCCACUGGGAACAUUG
Molecule: messenger RNA, 5380 nt
Organism: Myxocyprinus asiaticus (Chinese sucker)
Lineage: Eukaryota; Metazoa; Chordata; Actinopteri; Cypriniformes; Catostomidae
Product: G protein-coupled receptor kinase 6
Exons: 16
Coding region: 268-1995 (575 amino acids)
Biological process (GO): signal transduction; regulation of signal transduction; protein phosphorylation
Cellular component (GO): plasma membrane; cytoplasm
Molecular function (GO): ATP binding; G protein-coupled receptor kinase activity
Source: RefSeq, a predicted model, not a curated record